GCUUCUCUAUUGCAUAGCAAAUACUUGUUUGGACUUUGGACUGUCACCAGCUCCAUUACAUCUCAUGAAGCCGAACGUUAUGGGCCUUGCUUGGAAGCAGAACAAGUUAAAUGUGGGUCAGCCCAAGCCAAACGAUACGGGCCUUGCUUGGCUCUGUGGCCCAUUUUCCGACCUCGAUUGCGGAACCGAAAACCUUGGGACGACGAUCGACGAGUGUCGAAACUCGAAACCCAAAAACCCUGCCCUGAACUCGAUCUCUCUCUCCGUAAACAAUAGUUCGUUGUUAGAAGCUUUCUCUGCACUGCGAAUCAAGGAAUUUCGACCACAGAGCGAAGAAAUGGGACGGGCAGCUCUUCUCCACUUGAUCCGAUCUCAAACCAGAUGCAUAUCUUCUGCCACCAACCGCUUACCUUCAGGUUUGUUGUUCUCGUUUCUCACUGCAGAAGCAUCGUAUGCUGACCUGACCUAAUACCCUUUUACUGGAAUUGUACGAGGAGAAGAAAGUUCCGAUCUUUUCUUGUUUUAAGCUUGUAAUUUGGUUCUGUCACCUCUUCUGCUGAUAAGGUCUUUUGAGUUGAAUGGGGAACAAAUUCUGUGGUCUUGUAGCUCUUAGAUGUGACCAUUUUGAGCGGGUCUCUGGGUUUUUUUCCUGUCUUACUCGUGAGCAUCUCCUGUUUCUACUUUCUAGUUUCAUUCAGGGUGGUAGUUUCUACUGAACAUUUAUACAGAUUGGCUUCAAUUUCUUGUUGAUAGGAUGUCCUGAUUAGAUUCUCCUGGGGUAGCAGCCAUGAUCCUAGUUUUUGCUUGCAGUCUGCAGCUCACUAUUGCGCAAUCGGUGUUUUGAGCUGUAACUCCCAGACACUUAUCAUUUAACGGUCUGUACAAAGGAAAAUGAAUUUACCUUUGCAGAGUGUUCAGAAUCAUAUAGUGUCCAUUCCGUUCUUAUUAACCACUCACAGUGUUGGACCCCUAAUUUGGGGAUCUUCAGUGACUUUCUACUGUCUAACUGGGGCUGCUUCCCUCUUUUAGCUUGACAAGUUCGGUUGUGCUAAUUAUGCUUCAUGUUUCAAGUCGCCCUAUGUCCAAGUUAGUGUUUAAGUUAUGUGUACCAAAUGUUUUGGUCAUGUAAACCUCCCUGGUUACUGUUGAUCUGACACUGGUUCAACCUAGUGUGAUCUUUGCCUUGUGCUUGUAAUCAAACUAUAUCCAAUCUCUCGUAUAAAUUUUUUGUCCAACUAUGCAAUUCAAUCACGAUCGGGUUGGUUGAUACAUGAUGAGAUUGAGUUCAUUUAACAUGUUUUCAUUUUUGCCCAGUAUUCUGUGCUAGUGAUGUUCCUAUAGUUUGCUGCAUCAUUGUUUUAGGAACAUUCUGUGUCUGCAUUCUAGUUUCAGAAUCGUUGCUUCUCAGCAACUAACCACUGGCUUAUCAGAACAUGCAUAUUUAUCCCUUUCUUUUGAAGGUGUAGACUUCUAACUCCUUGUUGUUGAUUCCAUCCCUCAAUUAGGUUAUCAACCCUAUAGGACCAUCCCAUGGUUGCACCUUCCAAAUGCUAGACCCAGCUUCACUCCUGCUUUCUCGGCGCAGAAAAGGUGGGCAUCUCAAGCUGCUGCUGCUGCUGAAGAAGAUGAUAACAGGAUCUCCAUUGGUCCACGCAAGGAUAAAUCACCUGAAGAAGACAAAGAUGAUGAAGACGAGACCGGGAUUGUUUAUCGAGGUCCCAUAUCAUCAACGAUCAAGAAAGUAAAGAUGCUAUCACUCUCCACCUGCUGUCUGUCGGUCUCCCUGGGACCCGUCAUCACCUUCAUGACGUCAACAGAUUCGAACGUGAUCCUGAAGGGUGCGGUUGCAUCGUCCGUGAUCUUCUUCAGCGCCUCGACCACCGCCGCGCUGCACUGGUUCGUGAGCCCUUACAUUCACAGGCUGAGGUGGCAGCCUGGUUCCGACAGCUUUGAGGUGGACAAGAUGUCCUGGCUGGCCACGUUUGCCAAGGAGACCAUCAGAUUUGCAGACAUCCGUGUGGCGGAGACCAACCGACCCUUUGUGUCUUUCAUGGCCAAUGGCAAGUUUUACUUCGUGGACAAAGAGCACUGCCACAACAAAGCAUUGCUUGCCAGACUUACCCCGCAGACGCGGGAAUCGGCAUUCAAGAACUUGUGAAUUGGAGAAGGGGCCGAACCAUCCUUGCAAUAUGUACCAGAGCUUAAUUCCUCUAUCUGGUCUUGACACUUGAUCCUGCCCGAUUUAAGCUUGGGUUUAUGACUGGCUUGAAACUGUUUCAGGUAGAAGGGAGUUUAGAUAAUAAUUUUAUGCAGUCGAAUCUCAUCGAGUUGCUAAAGUUUUGCUGGCGGUGAAGAAUAUUUGUUCGAAGAUCUAUCAUGUUUGAAAUUGCAAUUGUUAUCGCAGUAUUAUGUAUCUCUCCUUUUCACCUCCUUUUUUCCACUGCGGUACACAAGUCCAGAAUCCUCACUUUAUACAAAAAGUGCUAUUUUCUCAUACAACGGUUCAAAUUCGAAACUAGGGAGUUUAUACCAACUUUUGCUCCUCAUCGUUUCUGAUCACGAAUUGUCAAAUCCUCGACAGAGCAAAUGUAAAGCUCGGUUUGAGAACGAAGCUUCAGUUUAGAGAAGGAUUCAAUCGAUUUCGGUAUAUGCUUUGAGCCAAACGACGGAAUAUUCAAUGUUUAUCUUGUGCAUCGGUGCUGCAGUCGCGGUGCCAAAACAAGGGUUGAUAGGGGAACUUAUAGAUAGUGAUGGCAAUUUCAACUCGCCCCGCGGGUAUUACCCGACCUGACCCGCGAUAGGGCGGGUAUUACCCGAUCCACAGUAGCGUGGGAUGGGGCAUGGAUAUAUACUUCCGACUCGCCUUGCCCCGUCCCACCCCGUUCUAGACUCAUUUUAUCUCAAUAUCUUACAAUUUAUAUACAUAUUUCUCCUAUUUUGAUUUUUCUUCAACUAGUUAGAGUCGCUCUUUCAACUUGUUAGACUCAAUUACCCAUUCUAUUAUCACUAUUUUUCAUUUUUAAAGUGUUUUACCCUUCGUUUUAUCAUAAAAAGUAAAAUUUACU
This is a messenger RNA of Linum trigynum, 3065 nucleotides long. The record is from the annotation of a GenBank genome assembly. Lineage: Eukaryota; Viridiplantae; Streptophyta; Magnoliopsida; Malpighiales; Linaceae.